Naumovozyma castellii is the source of this 396-nucleotide messenger RNA. RefSeq names its product Vtc1p (gene VTC1). The record is from RefSeq and is a predicted model, not a curated record. Bases 1 to 396 code for a protein of 131 amino acids. The transcript has a single exon. NCBI's taxonomy places the organism in Eukaryota, Fungi, Ascomycota, Saccharomycetes, Saccharomycetales, Saccharomycetaceae.
AUGUCAUCCGCACCAUUAUUACAAAAAACCCCUGGAAAGAAGAUUGCUUUACCUACCAGAGUUGAACCCAAGGUAUUCUUCGCCAAUGAACGUACAUUUCUUUCAUGGUUGAAUUUCACAGUGAUGUUAGGUGGGUUGGGUAUUGGUUUAUUAAAUUUUGGUGAUAAGAUAGGUAAAAUCAGUGCUGGGUUAUUUACUUUCGUUGCUAUGGGUACAAUGAUAUAUGCAUUAGUGACUUAUCAUUGGAGAGCUGCCGCCAUUAGGAGGAGAGGGUCAGGUCCAUAUGAUGACAGACUUGGACCUACUUUGCUUUGCUUCUUCUUGUUGAUUGCGGUUGUUAUUAACUUUAUAUUGAGACUGAAGGCAAGUAAUGUUUCUGCUCCUACCACGCCUUGA